UUAACUGGUUGAAUUAUGCGUAAAUACCAUCCAUCAAUUCAUCCAUCCUUGUCAUCCAAUGAUUGCGUUGCGGAAGUGCGUCACAUUGUUUACAACUCUAACGGAUCUGGCUCUUAUAGAAAAAAGAAGUGUUUCAUAUUGAAACCCAGCCACUGUCAUUCAGUGAAAGUUGUGACAAUGUUGAGCAGUAAAUCCAACGAGGAGAUCAGAUUGAUGCUGGAUGAUUAUGGAAUAAAACAUGGUCCUGUGGUCGAUUCCACCAGAGCCCUUUAUGAGAAGAAGCUGAGAGAAGCCAUGACUAAACAGCGAAGAACCAAACCUCAAUCCAAUAGGACAUAUUACAGGGAGGAGGAGGAGGAGGAGGAAGUCACUUAUGUUCACCAUCGCAGGCCUCAACAAUAUGGUGAUGUGAGCGACAGAACGUGGUCCGAUUAUAGAGGGAUGGACUACAUAGAUGAGCCUGCUUUAUAUAGGACUCAAGCUUCUUAUCGCAAUACGUCACAAACAAGAAACAUGUCACCGGAGCCUCAAAUUCAGAAAACACCAGAGAGGAGUUCAACGCGCUUGGUCCCAGUUUGGCUACAGAUAUUAGUGUUUCUGAUUGUUUCUGGACUUCUGUACUUUGUUUUUAUUAAUAUGGAACCAGCAGAGCCUGUCAAAAGACUGACGUAGCCUGAUCUAAUCAAACCGAUGUCACAUUUUUAAAACUGCAAAUAUUCAUCACAGUAAGUGAUUUUUUUUUUUUUUUUUUUUUUUACAUUUUGCAGUGAAUUUUAACUUCAUAAAGGUUGAUGGUUACUGUGUGUGAUGUUUAAUCAAUGUAAUAGCCCAAAACUUUCACUCACUUGACAAUAUGAAGGAAGUGGGUGUUGCAGGAUGCACCUGUUGAAGUAUUAUUUUUAAAAUGUUUUAUUUUCUUACUAGGUCAAGAUACAAUAAUUGUCCAUCGAAUUCAUUUUACAAACUGUAUUUUUAGUCAUUUCUUGUGCUUUUAACAGUUUGGUAUAUUACUACUUGACUGCUACUAGAAAACUUUAAAGCUUUUUUGUAUCAAUUACAUAAACAUAUUGUACAGAUUACAA
Messenger RNA from Megalobrama amblycephala (Wuchang bream), 1082 nucleotides. RefSeq lists its product as uncharacterized. NCBI's taxonomy places the organism in Eukaryota, Metazoa, Chordata, Actinopteri, Cypriniformes, Xenocyprididae. The transcript is spliced from 7 exons. Bases 16 to 672 code for a protein of 218 amino acids. The record is from RefSeq and is a predicted model, not a curated record.